Theobroma umbraticum is the source of this 1133-nucleotide messenger RNA. RefSeq names its product large ribosomal subunit protein uL30y. The record is from RefSeq and is a predicted model, not a curated record. Gene Ontology annotation, biological process: maturation of LSU-rRNA from tricistronic rRNA transcript (SSU-rRNA, 5.8S rRNA, LSU-rRNA). NCBI's taxonomy places the organism in Eukaryota, Viridiplantae, Streptophyta, Magnoliopsida, Malvales, Malvaceae. Gene Ontology annotation, molecular function: structural constituent of ribosome; RNA binding. Gene Ontology annotation, cellular component: cytosolic large ribosomal subunit.
AAGAAAUCCCAGCCGUUGAAUCACCCAAUGAGAAACCUUACAAAACCCUAUUUAACAUUUUCGCGAGUCUCCUCCGCCUCCUUUGUUUUUAUAUCUUAGCAGAAACCCUAAAAACUUCUUUAGCGGCUGCAUCCGACUCUCCACAGUCCACACCGACAGAUGGGUGAGGAAGUUAAGGCUGUGAUUCCUGAGUCACUCUUGAAGAAGAGGAAGAGGAAUGAAGAAUGGGAGCUGGCAAAAAAGCAGGAGCUUGAAGCUGCAAAGAAGAAGAAAGUCGAGAGCCGCAAGCUGAUUUACAAGAGGGCUAAGCAAUAUGCAAAGGAGUACGAGGCUCAGGAAAAAGAGUUGAUUCAAUUGAAGCGGGAGGCUAAGUUGAAAGGAGGAUUUUAUGUGGAUCCAGAAGCUAAGCUUUUGUUUAUUGUUCGCAUCCGUGGUAUCAAUGCCAUGCACCCAAGGACAAGAAAGAUCUUGCAGCUCUUACGUUUGAGACAGAUUUUCAAUGGUGUUUUUCUUAAAGUGAACAAGGCAACAAUGAACAUGCUUCACAGGGUUGAACCUUAUGUGACAUACGGUUACCCCAAUCUCAAGAGCGUGAGGGAAUUGAUUUACAAAAGAGGUUACGGGAAGUUGAACAAGCAGCGAGUUGCUUUGACUGACAAUGAAAUCAUUGAGCAGGCUCUGGGCAAGUUUGGCAUCAUCUCUGUAGAAGAUCUUAUCCAUGAGAUCAUGACUGUGGGGCCUCAUUUUAAGGAAGCCAAUAACUUCCUCUGGCCAUUUAAGCUCAAGGCACCAUUGGGUGGUUUGAAGAAGAAGAGAAACCACUAUGUGGAGGGAGGAGAUGCUGGCAACCGUGAGAACUACAUCAAUGAGCUAAUUAGGAGAAUGAAUUAAACUUGGUCUUAUUUGUUAAUUUAGUAGUUGAGGUAUUUUUGGCUUAUUUGAAGCGUUCUGAUCUUAAUUUCUUCCGGAAGUUAGAACAGUUUCUUUUAAAAGCAUGAAAAAUUGCAUUGUGUUACCAUUAUUCUACUUUGUGACUCAAGUUUCUCAAAGUUUUGUUGCCUUAAGAAAUUUUGUUGCGAAUACUUCAGAUGGUUAUUUGGUACUAUAGUUUGCUACUGCCUUCGUGUGGAUCA